GUUAUCACUAUACAUCUAGACCGAACGAAAGCGAGGCGACAGGUCUCUGGUCUAGCCUGACAAGAUGAAUAAGAAUACUAUUCAGCCGGACGAGUCGGCGGAGCGAGAUGACCGGACGUGUUGAACUGACGAGCUGACUUCACGUGUUGAACUGGCGAGCUGAUCUCACGUGUUGAACUGACGAGCUGACCGGACGUGUUGAACUGACGAGCUGACCGGACGUGUUGAACUGACGAGCUGACCGGACGAGUUUCAGGACGAAUUGAGUGACAGAGUUUAUCGGACCAGUUGACGGGACAAGUUGACCGGACGUGUUCAUCGGCCGAGUUAACAGAACAAGUGGACCGGACAAAUCAGUGGACGAGUUACCGGCGAUUUAACCGGACGAGUUGACAGGACAAGUGGAGGUAGCUCUCGUAAAAUGAUAUUUAAUAAAGUGCGUAUCAAGAGACUCCAUUUUUGUCUGGUCUACCUUGUAACAUUACAGGUGAUAGUUCUCGUUGGCCAAAGGUGGAGUUUAAGAUCCCAGGAUAAACGUGUGCACAACAGGACUACAGCGUAUCAAAAGAAUGAAUCUGACGGACUUUUAAGUGCCCAGGUCAGUUCAUUCAAUUUGAAGUUCACACCCUAUAGGAAGAUCAUGAAGAUAAUGGACUACAACCCUAGACCAGGCAACCAUUUCCGCUUUAACUUCCAGGGAUGCGAGUACGACCGCUGCGCCCAGACGUCCGACCCAUCAGAGGCAAACCUUCUCAUGAUAAACGGCGCUUUGUUAAAAAAUGUCAGUGUGCCCAAACGACCCACCGGCCAAAUAUGGCUAAUGUACACAAGAGAACCCCUUACCGACAAAAGAUUUCUGGAACUGAAGCGGCCGUCUCUCCGUGGUCAGUUCAACUGGACUAGGACCUACUUCAAUGACUCAACAUUUGUUUCCUUUUAUGGUGGAUUGCGAGCUCGUGUUCCUCCCGAUAAGAAUUAUGACAAAAUUUACCAAAACAAACAAUUUGACGUGGCCUGGUUUGUCAGCCAUUGUAACACCAGCUCCAGACGAGAAGACUUUGUCCGGAGGAUGGCCAGCAAGGUCAAUGUUCACAUCUUUGGGAAGUGCGGUAACUACAGCUGCGGGGCCAAAGGCUACGACAUGGGAGGCAGCAAGGACGCAUGUCUCAACAUGCUAUCACGUGACUACAAAUUCUACUUGUCUUUUGAAAACUCCUUCUGCCGUGAAUAUCUUUCUGAGAAAUUCUUCAACCUGUUUCCUGACACUGACGUUAUUCCUGUUGUCAGGGGCGGAGCUAAUUACACAAAGAUGCUGCCUAGCGGUUUUUACAUCAACUCCAAAGACUUUCGAAGCCCGGAGCAUCUUGGGAAUUAUCUUCACGAGCUGGCGCGCGACAGAGACAAAUACUUGACUAUGUUGAAGACGAAAACUAGGUAUGAAAAGUACCAACCAAACGACAACUUGUCAUGUACUCUGUGUAAAGCAGUCCACACACAAACUCCACAACAUAGUUAUGAAGAUGUCUACACCUGGUUAACUCGACCUGACAACUGUUGGCCUCCAGACGAUCUGGGAUAGUUUGGAUCGUUUCUUGAACUUCGCUUUUUUUUUAAGGCGUCAUUAUUUUGUGCAUGAAGUUUGUCUGGUUGUUUGUCGUAUGAGUCUGAAUUAUUAGGUUUUAGAGUCAUUCACAAGAUUGCCUUAUUUCUUGUUCA
This is a messenger RNA of Biomphalaria glabrata, 1716 nucleotides long. RefSeq names its product glycoprotein 3-alpha-L-fucosyltransferase A-like. The transcript has 6 exons. The record is from RefSeq and is a predicted model, not a curated record. Gene Ontology annotation, molecular function: alpha-(1->3)-fucosyltransferase activity. Gene Ontology annotation, cellular component: membrane. NCBI's taxonomy places the organism in Eukaryota, Metazoa, Mollusca, Gastropoda, Planorbidae. Bases 422 to 1579 code for a protein of 385 amino acids.